GUGAUUAUCCAGCUCCUCGUGCUGUUCUAACUGGUCAUGACCAUGAAGUUGUCUGCGUGUCGGUCUGUGCAGAGCUGGGACUUGUUAUCAGUGGUGCUAAAGAAGGUCCUUGUCUGGUACACACAAUUACUGGAGAUUUGCUGAGAGCCCUGGAAGGAACAGAAAACUGCUUGUAUCCUCGCUUAAUUUCAGUAUCUAGUGAAGGUCACUGCAUCAUCUACUAUGAACGAGGCCGGUUUAGCAACUUCAGCAUUAACGGCAAACUCUUAGCUCAGAUGGAGAUCAAUGAUUCAACCAGGGCCAUCCUCCUGAGCAGUGAUGGACAGAACCUGGUGACAGGGGGAGACAACGGUGUAGUGGAAGUAUGGCAGGCCUGUGACUUCAAGCAGCUCUAUAUUUACCCUGGCUGUGAUGCUGGCAUAAGAGCUAUGGAUCUGUCUCAUGAUCAGAGAACUCUGAUUACAGGCAUGGCUUCUGGCAGCAUCGUAGCUUUUAAUAUAGAUUUUAACCGAUGGCAUUAUGAACAUCAGAACAGAUACUGAAGCGGAAUGAAGAACUGAAAGCCCAGGUAAAGCUGAGAGCACAAGUGCUGCAGUGAAAGGUGUAGUCUCUGGUGGAAAACCACGUCUGCAUUGACCUCCGUUGUACAUUCCAUUACACCCAGCAAUAGCUGUACAUUGUAGUCAGCAACCAUUUUACUUUGUGUGUUUUUUCACAACUGAACACCAGCUGCUGAAAAGCAAGCUUGUAUCAUGUAAAUUAUAUGAAUUAGGAGAUGUUUUGGUAAUUAUUUCAUAUAUCUUUGUUUAUUGAGGAAAGGUAGUAGGAUGCGCCGCAAGAGACUUUUGAAAAUUCUGGGGAACCUUGUGUCCAGUUGUUUCAAUGUUUAGGCUUUGAACCUAACAUGCAUCCCAUCUCCAGCCUCUUUUCAAGCUGAGAUUAAAAAAAAAAAUACGUUUGAUACUUUGUACAUCAGAUGCACAUCUUAACUUUAAAGGGAUACUUUUGUAAAAGUAAAACCUUGUAUAAAGAACAAAACUGUUUCUUAAUUUUAUUGUGGAGUUACAACUUGCAUGUACUUUAAACCUGAUGUCUUGAAGGAACAGGUGCAUUCACACAAAUCAAACUGGAGAUUUGCCUGAGGGUACAGCUUGUGUUAAAAGGUUGAAUUUGGGCGCAAACAGUAAUUUUGACAUUUCCACCAACACAUGUUUUUCUCUUUUUGAAUCUAAACUUUACCCCUCUUAAGUGGAGUUCUGCUCAUGAAGCAUUUGGAUAAAAAGCCAUCAUUUGCCAUAUUUAUACUUUAUACAAUAGAAAUUAAAUUCCUCCCUUUUAAAUUCAAAGACUAGACAGAAAGGGAGCAAAGAGGGAAGUUUAGUUGAAUGCUUUGUAAUGCUUAAUGACUCCCAAUACAGACAAAGUGCUAUACUUCUGGAUUAUUAACAUUUGGCAUACAAACCGUGGGCGAGAGAGCCCCCAGUGAUUUUUUUUCCCUUAUUUUUCCUCUGAGCAGCUUGGUUUAUUUGACAGCCUUAGCUUCAUUGUAAAGGUGACUGAGGUUAUUCUUUUCAGUUCUUCUGAAAAUCUUACCUGAAGCCACUCAGACUAAGGCACUUCAUGUUUUACAAUCCUGUAAUGAUAACUAUCGGAAUAAUUUUCUGCACAUCGUACUGAUCAAAUUACACACCCAGGGGUAUAUACACUUUAAUUCAUGUUUCUUCUUUGUAUAUUUGGUGACUGUAUUGUCAUAGAUGUACAUAUUGUGUCGGUAGGGCUAUGAGGCAUGUAACAGGAAUGUAAUUUUCUCAGAAUUUACACUCACUUGCAGUCAUUUAUUUAAAAAGAUAAUGGAUUCUUUGUAUUGGCACUUUGCACCAGAAACAUAUCAUUAUUUAUUGAUGUGAUUACUUAUUUGUUAUCCACCUUGUAUUAGUAAGUUUAGCACUGAAUUUCCUUCUUCAUUGUUGUUUGUAUUUAUAAGAUUCUGAAAUCAUGGGGAUCAACGUAAUGAUUAAGUUAUUCAUCACCCGUCUGUAAGCAAUAUCUUGAGUUUGUAGCUUAGAAUUGGGAGACUAUCGAACAUCUGGAAGACAAGUUCAUUUCAUCUUGAGAUCAUGGUGAAAUAUUUUGGAUAUAUAAAUUCCUUAAGCUAUUGUAACCAUGUUUUAUUGCAAAGAUGUAAAAUAUGCCAGAUGUGUGUGAGUUGGAAAUCAAAAAGAAAAAUAAAAUAUGCAAAG
Messenger RNA from Balearica regulorum gibbericeps (East African grey crowned-crane), 2240 nucleotides. Lineage: Eukaryota; Metazoa; Chordata; Aves; Gruiformes; Gruidae. The record is from RefSeq and is a predicted model, not a curated record.